AUGUCGGGGCCGCAGGGGCAGGGAAGUGGGCGCCGGGGCCGCGCAGCCGCUCUGCUCGCCCCUGAGCUCCAGGGCCGACUUAGCUGCGGGGACGCGGGGCAGGUGCUCGUUUUCUCCGGAAGGCGGGAGGGAGCGUCCGGGAGUGCGGCCCCUGGCCGUCGCCGUGGGGCGCCCUGGAGGGUGACGGGGCACCGGAGCGUCGGCCCGUCCUCACCAGGGACGUCCCCCUCUCUCGGGACUCCGAGCGGAAAGCGCUUUUCCACCCGUCAUUUAACAGCGGAUCCCGGGACCCGCGAAUGCAGCCCUGAGGAUUUGGCUACUGCCUAUAACAACAGGGGGCAGAUCAAGUACUUCAGGGUUGAUUUCUGCGAAGCCAUGGAGGACUACACGUCGGCCAUAGGAGUCCAGCCCAAUUUUGAAGUUCCCUAUUACAACCGAGGGCUGAUCCUGUAUAGGCUGGGAUACUUUGAUGAUGCCUUGGAAGAUUUCAAGAAAGUAUUAGACUUAAAUCCUGGAUUUCAAGAUGCGACUUUGAGCUUAAAGCAGACUAUGCUAGACAAAGAAGAAAAACAAAGAAGAAACUAUUGAAAAAUUUAACUUUGAAAUAUUAAUUCAUGAUCCAUACAGCUGGCGUCUCACUGUCUCUAGUUUAAAGUAGGUGUUGAGUGAUUUUUAUUUAUAUUUAAGAUAAAAAGCUUCAUACAUGAGCACUAAAAGUUAAAUAGUUGGUUUAAGGUAGUUAAUUUCAGAUUAAGUAUUUAUGUUGAAUAGGUAUGCUUUUUAUAAAGUAUAAAUAAGUAACAACAAUGUAUAAUUAUAUGUGUUAACAGUAAAAUAUGUAAAGAAAUGUGUGAUAUUUUUAGUAAAAUAAUUUUUUGCUAUAUUUUUUGUCCCAAUUUUUUAUAAAAUUUAUAGGAAAUUUGAAAUAUAAAAUAGUAAACACCCUUUAGAUUCACCAGUCGUUAAAAUUUUCACACUUGCUUUUUCUCUAUAUUUAAAUAUGUAACUUUUUGCUGAACCAUUUGAAAAUCAGUUGCAGACACCAUAAUGCUUUCCCACUAAAUAUUUUAGCCUGCAUCUUCUAAGAAUAGAGACAUCCUCCUUUACAGCCACAAUGCCAUUAUAAUACCUAAUAAAAUAAACAGUUCUAUAAUAUAAUCCGUACCCGGCCUCAAUUCUAACUUUACCAAUUGUUUCCAAAAUGUAUUGUGUAGAUUUUUAUUUCUGGAUCUGGAAUUACAUUGCAUUUUGUUAUGUCUCUUUGAGUUCUUAAAAAAAUUUUUUUUUCUUAUUGUUGACUGUAUUACAGAUGUCCCCAAUUUCCCCCACCUUUGCUCCCUUUCUCCCCACCCCUGCCCUACCCCAGGCCUUUAUUCUUUGAGUUCUUUUAAUCUAGAAGAGUCCCCUGCCCAUGUUCUCCCCAUGCCAUUAGCUUUGAGAGCAGAGCUAUCUUAUGUAGCGAGAAAGAGAGAUGUAUCAUUUGGGGUUUGAAAGAAUUCAACUUCCACUGACUUUCUCUAGAAAUCACUGAUAAGGUAGGUUAGGAUUUAAAUAUUGAACAUAAUUUUCUGUCUGCAGAUAAUGACUGUACUUAUGGUCAUCAUCAACAUUUACUGAACCCUUACUAAAAGUCAAACACUGUUCAGACUCUUCACAGAAUAAAUUGGGAGGGGGUGGAGGGGGAUGGGGAGGCGAGGAGCUGACAGAAGCACUUAGUAAAUAUAAAGCUGUAAAGAAUCGGUUUUAUUUGGGCGCUGCCAACAAACGAGUGGGCGUGAGGAAGCGGAAGGGAGAGCAAGCCAAAGGCAGCCCUGCCAUCUACACUUUUAAUGUUUUUAUCAUUGAGGUUUGGUUUUCAAAGAUGCCGCUCCUGCAUCCUGGGAUCUCGCAGACUGGUUUAUUAUUGCUGUGGAAAGCCUUUAGGGGCGGAAGUGGCCUAAUUGGGAAAAAGGCGCAGAGGAACUUCUGUGGCGUUCUCCUUGCAAUCACCACCAUCGAUCAGCCUUGGAACCUUUUACAUUUUAUUUUAUUUUUGAGUUUAAGGGAUCUCAUGAAGCAGAAAUAAUCACCCAGUUUGUAGUUAAUAAAGAACAUCUGGCAAAAUACAUGGAGAAUUUGGGCUGUAGGUGGAUGAAUAUUAAAAGGAAACGAGGUUUGAAAGGAAACGAAAAGUCUCAAUAUUUCUGGAAUUAUUCACAUUUUCCAAUAGAAUCUAUCUUUCCAUUUGUUAUAAAAGAAAGUAUAAGGUUUCAUUAAGAUGUGCAAAACCCCCCUUAAGAAAACUUUCGUUUAAAAAGUAAGGUCCUGCCGAACUGGCAUGGCUUGGUGGUUGAGCAUCGACCUAUGAACCAGGAGGUCAAGGUUGGAUUCUCGGUCAAGGCACAUGCUCAGGUUGAGGGUUUGAUCCCCCACAGUAGGGGGCGUGCAGAAGGCAGCCGAUUAAUGAUUCUCUCUCAUCAUUGAUGUGCCUAUCCUUCUCUCCCUCUCCCUUCCUCUAUGAAAUCACUAAAAACGUAUUUUUAAAAAAAUAUAUUUUAUUGAUUUUUCACAGAGAGGAAGGGAAAGGGAUAGAGAGCUGGAAACUUCAAUGAGAGAGAAACAUUGAUCAGCUUCCUCCUGCACAUCUCCUACUGGGGAUGUGUCCGCAACCAACGUACAUGCCCUUAGUCGGAAUCGAACCUGGGUCCUUUCAGUUCACAGGCCAACGCUCUAUCCACUGAGCCAAACUGGUUAGGGCUCACUAAAAACAUAUUAAAAAAAUAAAAUAAAAAGCAAGGUUCCUAGACCCUGGGGGAGCUUCAAGCCAUUCUACCCAGAACAUCAAAUACUUAAAUAAUGCUUUGUAGCUAUUUUUUCUUGGAUCAUAUUCUCUUUUUCCUAUUCCUGACUAGGAUCAGAUAUAAUAUGAAAAAACAAAAAACAAAAACCCAAGAAAUUUCAUUUGGGUUGCUGAAUUUGUUACUCAAUGUUUCUCCAUCCUUUAUCAGAAAAAAACAAUGUAGUGAAGUUCACAGUCAGCACUUCCUGGUUAGAACCCAGACACUUUUUUUCUCUUAAGUUAUUUUUUGUCUCAAGUUACUGGCAAUAACUAACGAAUACUAUUUUCAUCGUUUAUCUUCUUCAGAAUUGUAGGCAUUACACAUUCCAAUUCUAAACUUCUGAUUGACCAAGUAAUACCUUUGGUAUAUGCCUUAAAGAUAUUCUUCUAAGUUUGCUGGCGUUCAGAUGGCCCACAUUUCAUUUUCUAGUAGAAAAGCACCCUAAGUCCAUUGCUUUCCAGUUUUUCUCUCUGCGAAAACAAGGCUGAAAAUUCUGGUUUGUUACAAGGUUCAUCUUCCACAAAAUAAGGUCAGAGAGACCAAGUGGCUUAAGUUGCCUUUUAGCUUAGAAAAUUAGUCCUAACUCUUCAGCAUGCAGUUUUUAUAUUUCCUUUUCUGAAAUCUGGAGCUGAGUAAAGCCAGUUGACUGACUUUGUGAUAGCAAACUAUGGUCUGGCUGGUGAGAUAGCAAACUACAAUCCAAGUCAGCUUUAGUCCUGGUCUAAUUGCCUUUUCUAAAACAUGCCUGGUUUUUUUUCUGUCUUUCACUGGCCUCUCUACCCUCCCUACACCAUCCAUUAUCUUGGCCCCUCCCUGUUUGCAGGCUCACGUCUUUCUCAGCAGACAGACUCUAUUUCAGCUCUGCCACCCAGGGCAAAUCAGUUCAGUAUGAACACUGAUACUCAUCUCCACAUCAAACUUAACUCUAUGCUUCCAGCGAUUAAACCCAUCUCUUGCUUAAUUCUUUAACCUGUCCCUGAAAAUACUUACGCUAAGUCAAAAGUCACUGAGUGAAGAAAUAUUUCCAAUACUUUUUAAUUGGAAAAAAAUGAUGAAUUCCGUUUAGCCCGAGACACCCAAAUACCUUUUACAGACAUAAAAAUAGAUCAGUGGAGCAAUGAAAACAGUUUUACAUAAGAACAGCAAUUUGAAAUGAUAAUGUUUAUAGCAAUCACAUCAACUAUAAUGACUUGAGUGUUUACUCGUCUUUUUCUUUUUUUCUGUAGCAUUAAAAAAGCUUUAUGGAGGUACAAUUCACAUAUACAGUUCAUCCAUUAAAAGUGUGUAAUUCAGUGGUUCUAAAUAUA
Myotis daubentonii (Daubenton's bat) is the source of this 4126-nucleotide messenger RNA. It is a transcript of the gene TTC32, whose product is annotated as tetratricopeptide repeat domain 32. Lineage: Eukaryota; Metazoa; Chordata; Mammalia; Chiroptera; Vespertilionidae. The record is from RefSeq and is a predicted model, not a curated record. Gene Ontology annotation, molecular function: protein binding.